Trifolium pratense (red clover) is the source of this 1553-nucleotide messenger RNA. RefSeq lists its product as uncharacterized. Lineage: Eukaryota; Viridiplantae; Streptophyta; Magnoliopsida; Fabales; Fabaceae. The transcript has a single exon. The record is from RefSeq and is a predicted model, not a curated record. The coding region runs from base 577 to 1437 and encodes 286 amino acids.
GUGUUUGAGGCUAAGGAUGGAGGUUCUGCUACUGAAAGCUGGGGAUGAUAGAUUGGAUGGCAAGACCGUAUAGACUAGUGCUUGAACUCCAAUCGAUGGAGGUGGGUAAAGCUCAAAAUGGUAACAGCUGUGGUUGCUUCAAGAAUUUUCAGAGUAUUAACUACUAACUUUCAUGUAUUCUACCACUGUGACUCUAAUUAAUGAUUUUCAUUUCUCUCAACCAAAAUAGAAACUUAAAAGUACAUUAGGUGCCUUUUUAUUUACUCUGCUAUAAACACACCAAACGACUUUGCACCAAAGAAAUGAAAUACCUGUGAACGUCUUUGUUAUCUAUCAUGUGACAGCUAUUAAGAUUCAUCUAAUUUCACAUGACUAAAAUGUUCCAUUCAUUAUCAUACCAUGAACACCGCUCCAAUUCAAUCUAUUCACGUUUCAAUGCCUCUUUGUACAGUAACUUCUCCUCUUUACUAAAGAAAACUCAUAACCCCAUUUUCAGAAUAUUCAUGCAGAUGCACCUUAUCAAGUCAUUUUUAUCUCAACACAACUCACAUACUACUGAUAAUAAUAAAUUAGAACAUGACAUUCUUUCUCCUCAAAAACUCUUUAGGAGCCAGGAUGAAGAAAGGCUUAAGAACCUUCUGCAACACUGAUGGGUCAACCUCGACUCUCAACCAACAAAAUAGCACUAUUGGGCAUGGCAUCGGCAACCAUAGCCAAGUUGACGUCACAAGUAGCAAGGUAAGCUCCCCAUUUUUGCAAUGUAACAAUUCAAAUUCAAAGCAAAACACACCAACACUAGAAGAUCUUAUACUACAAUUAGAAGUGGAGGAAGAAAUGGCAAGGAAAGAAAAACUCAAUGAAUAUAGUGGAAUAAAGGGAAGGAUGUCAAGUGUUAACAACUCUGAUAUCUUAAGAUCUGCAAGAAAUGCUUUGAAUCAAUAUCCAAGGUUUUCACUUGAUGGAAGAGAUUCCAUGUAUAGGUCAUCUUUUGGAACUAUAGAAGGAAGAAGAUCAGUUUGUAGUGAGAGAAGUUUGUUAGAAAAGAAUGAUUUAGAACCAAAGGUUGAUGAAAAAGUUAUGUUUUUUCCGCCAACAGUUGCAGGUGAGAGUGUGGUUUGGUGUAAACCAGGGGUUGUAGCAAAGUUAAUGGGUUUGGAAGCUAUUCCGGUGCCAGUAAGAAGAAAAAGAUGUGAUAGCAAAGAUAAGAUGAGUAGUGUUGGUUUAAGGAGGCAAAAUAUAAGGCGAAGGUCGUUUGAGAGACAUGAUUUGGAGAGAAAACUAGCAAUGGACAUGCAGGGUUAUCGUGAUCACAUUGUUAGACGAAGAAAUAGGUCUGGUUUAUGCUCUAAUAAUGAUGGAUAUUGUAUUAUGAAACCGGUUUCUCUAGAAGCUAUGGCAGGAGGUCCUAGUAGUUGGCAGCCAAGGAGAUAUGUUUAAAGUUUGUAGUAAGAACUUUUAAUUUAUUUGAUGCUAUAAGCUAAGUAUAAUGCAUGUAAUGCCUCAUAAGAAUCACACAAGUUUUAUCCAAUGCAUACAUAUUUCUUUUGCUUUUA